AUGGGAAGCAAUUGUGCUACCUGUUAAAAUUGCUAAAAAAAGGAGGAAAUACUAAUUAGUGAAGUAUAACAAUAAUCGAAUCCACAAAUGAAUUAAUACUCACAAUAACCAAAUGAGGAAGAAGAAGAGGAUCGUAUUUUGAUUUUAACAAUAAUUUAAAGACCUUGAAGAAAAGAAUCAGGAUGGUUAAAAUCAGAUUGUAUAGUAAUAUUUAAAUUUGGAUCAACCUAAAAAAAAUGAUGUUAAUGUCUAUGCAGAACCAACUAGAGCAUAACAAGUAGAUACUCCAUAAGUUCAAGUGAUCAUGACUAAUGGUAUUUAUGAAAACAAUUGUAUAAAUAAGAGUCAAAUGCAGAUAGCAAAAAGAGAAAGAACGAAAUGAUGUUAAGAAAUUAGGAAGAUUUAAAUGAUGUAUAACUUCUUAAGUCUGAGAAUACAGUUAGAGAGAAGAGACCUCGUCAUUAAUUUAAAGUAGAAAAGUGUUGAAAAUAUUAAUUUUAUAGAGUGGAGCAUAUUAUGAAGGAGAAUGGGUUGGAUAAAAUAGAGAUGGAUAUGGAAUUUAAAUUUGGAGUGAUGGAGCAAAAUAUGAAGGAGAGUGGAAAAAUAAUAGAGCUAAUGGAAGGGGGAAAUUCUGGCAUAUAGAUGGAGAUUAUUUUGAAGGAGAUUGGAAAGAUGAUAAAGCAUGUGGGAAAGGUCUUUAUAUGCAUACAAAUGGUGCAUAGUAUGAAGGAGAUUGGAUGGAUGAUUUAUAACAUGGUUUUGGAGUUGAAACUUGGGCUGAUCAAGCAAGAUUUGAAGGAAUAUAUUAACAUGGAAAAAAAGAAGGAUUUGGGAAGUAUUACUGGGGAGAUGGAUCAAUUUAUAUUGGAAAUUGGAGUGAAAAUAAGUUAUGUGGUUUUGGUGUGUAUACUUGGCCUGAUGGAAGGGUAAUGAAAUUUAUUUAAUUUAGAGAUACGAAGGAUAAUGGGCUAAUAAUUAGAUGAAUGGACGUGGAAUCUAUUAUUGGAAAGAUGGAAGAUGUUAUGAGGGAUAGUAUGUAAAUGAUAAGAAACAUGGUUAUGGAAUAUACACAUGGCCAGAUGGAAGGGUAUGAAUAUUUAUGGAGUCUUAUUAGAAAUAUGAAGGUUAUUGGUCUAACGGUAAAUAAUAAGGGAAAGGAAGAUACAUAUUACCUAAUGGAAAGAGUUAGUUAGGAUUAUGGGAGAAUGGCAAAAGGAUCAAAUGGUUGGAUUAAAGUGAACAGAGUUUAGAUUUGAAACCAAAAGAUUGGAAUUCUUAUGUUUAACCUUCUUUGGGAGAAACAUAAUUAUGA
Messenger RNA from Paramecium pentaurelia, 1312 nucleotides. NCBI's taxonomy places the organism in Eukaryota, Ciliophora, Oligohymenophorea, Peniculida, Parameciidae. The record is from the annotation of a GenBank genome assembly.